Messenger RNA from Meleagris gallopavo (turkey), 3000 nucleotides. RefSeq names its product gap junction protein, beta 2, 26kDa (gene GJB2). Gene Ontology annotation, molecular function: gap junction channel activity. NCBI's taxonomy places the organism in Eukaryota, Metazoa, Chordata, Aves, Galliformes, Phasianidae. Gene Ontology annotation, biological process: gap junction-mediated intercellular transport; cell-cell signaling. Gene Ontology annotation, cellular component: connexin complex. The record is from RefSeq and is a predicted model, not a curated record.
UGUGCCGUGCCGUGCUGUGCCGCUCCAGGUGAAAGAACACAGAAAAGAAGAUGGAUUGGGGAACUCUGCAGGCUGUUCUGGGAGGUGUAAAUAAACACUCCACCAGCAUUGGGAAGAUAUGGCUCACAGUCCUGUUCAUCUUCCGUAUCAUGAUCCUGGUUGUGGCUGCAGAGAGAGUCUGGGGAGAUGAACAACAAGAUUUUGUCUGCAAUACACUUCAGCCUGGGUGUAGAAAUGUUUGCUAUGAUCACUUUUUCCCCAUCUCUCACAUCAGACUCUGGGCCCUGCAGCUGAUCUUCGUUUCUACCCCUGCACUGCUGGUGGCCAUGCAUGUGGCUUACACCAGGCACGAGAAGAAAAGGCAGUUUAGAAACGGUGACAAAAUUAAUAUCGAAGAGCUGAAAAAUGAAAAGAUUCAUAUUCGAGGUCCCCUGUGGUGGACAUAUACCUGCAGCAUCUUCUUCAGGAUCAUUUUUGAAGCAGUCUUCAUGUACGUGUUCUACUACAUGUACGACGGGUACCAGAUGCCUCGUCUGGUGAAGUGUGAUGCGUGGCCCUGCCCCAACGUAGUAGAUUGUUUUGUGUCUCGGCCUACUGAGAAAACCAUGUUUACUAUUUUUAUGCUUGCUGUAUCUGGGAUCUGCAUGAUGUUGAAUCUGGCUGAGUUUUGUUACUUAGUGUUAAAAGUUUGUCUGAAAGAUUCUGGGAAAAAAACAGUUUUAAAAUAAUUCCCCAGUUCCAUGAUUGCUUGGCUUCCCAGACCCCUUCAAAACUUACUUAGGCAUCAGAAAACAAUUGGCAAUAUUUUCAUACUUGAGGAAAAGGAUAAAAACAAAAGGGCAUAUUUUUUUAAUGAUAUCCUCUCUAGGAAGCUGCCAGAGAGGCAGGUUUUAAGAUCAUGAGCUAUUUUUGGUAUUCCUGUAUCCACGAAUAGAGAGAUCAGCCUUCUUGACUGCACCUUUUCCAAGUAUGCUUCCUGCUGUGAUGGUCACUUUUUGAAAAGUGGGAAUGAGAAGGUCUAGUGCCACACAGAGAGAAGGAUUGCAAACAAAUUGCAUCAAAUGAUUGUUGCCAAUGAGACAGGGCACUGUGCUUUCCUGCUCUUUUUCUCCCCAGCAUUCUGUGAAGAAUCUCAGUACGGUAGAUUUCAUUUGAUGAUGAGACUUUUUACUUGACUGGGCUUUCUUCAGCGGUGGUUUUCUGUGUUUUUUUUUUUUUCUUCCCAGUAAAGUCAAAAAACUACCUUGUUUCAUUCUGUUUUUUUUGUUUCUUUUCCAGAGGAAGUGCUUCAACACUUAGAGCACGAUAUGCAGCAGCUCAUAACUAUUGGUGCUGCAUCAGUCUUUUUUUUCCCUAUUCAUCCUGUAUAACUUUUCUUCAUAAAACUUUUAGUUCUGAUUUGGUGUACCUUUUAAGUAGCUGUAACAAACCACUCCCAGUCUCUGUGGCAUUCUACAUAAUGAGACUGAAACACCUUUUCUCUUGUUACAAUAGGAUGAGCAAGAAUUACAGGCAACUUGCAUAGCCAAAAUAGCAAAGUUUCCCAAUCAGAAGUCAGGGGGAUCUUGAAAACAUAAUGUUCACAUUGCUGAGUUGUGAAUUGUACAUUAUUAACUUGAACUAUGUGAGUCUGUCUCAUCUCUCCAGAGCAGUCUCAAAACAUAUUCUGCUUUAUGCCUGUCACUGGCAGCUAUAGCAGUACAUGCAGCAAUGCAAUGUACUUCCUUAGUGCUUGCCCACUGAAUACACUUCUAGUAAACCAACUCUUCCUCUUUAGCUUUACUAAUGUUCCUUUGUUUGGGAGGAAAGCUAGUUACCUUAAGUUCUCUUUUUUAGCCAUCUCUUCAAAUACUUUUGUCACUUCUGGAUAAACAAAGCUGCCCAUUUUGACUCAUUACCUCUCACUGUGCACUGGAAGUGGAGCACAAACAGGCUGCCGCUGCUUGUGUGCUUAUCCAGUGUUACAAUUUGACUGCAGAUGGAAGUUGUUCAUUAAACAUGGUAGCAGAAAGAAAAGGAACAGCAUCCUUAGAAGUGUGAACGAACAAAAAUAUAAAGUCAUUAAUAAUGAGCUGAGCUGGAAAUUUGCUCUGUAAAAACAUCCUUAAUUCAACCCUAAAUAACAAAGUUUGGCACAUUGGAAUUGUGCUUGGUAAAGUUCCUGCACUGUUCUGUGUACAAGUACAAAGGGAACAACUAUCUACACUCCCAGUGCUCUAGUAUUACAUUUCUUUAUAACAAGAUUUGUAUUUUCUUCUGAAAUCAUAAUUAAGGGACAGUUGUGGUGUCCAUUUUCUGUAUUACCUACAUGUGUCUAACGUGCCUAAUGAAAAUCUGUUUACCACAAUAGAAAAUGAAUGCAGCAAUAAUACAUUUAAUAGCUGUAAGCAUUUUUGCUUUCUGCCAGAGGUUGUUUCUCAAUCUGUUACACUGCCUUUGCUAUCAAAUACAUCUUGCAGACCUUGUGAGCUUAUAGUGGAAGGCCAUAUGUAUGAUCUGUGCUAGGAAACAAAUACUUUGUGUAAAUCAGUCUUGUACUAGUGAAACUUUAGCUGGAAAUGGCUCACAAUAAACAUCAUAACCUCUCCAUAGAGGAGAGUUUGUUUUCCUAUUAUGCCUUUAACUGGAACAUGGAAUGCAGUGCGCCAAAACUGGCAACACCAACAAGAUAAGGUUAAUUAAUUAUCUUCAGCUAGUAGUUUGGCAACCAGAUAUCAUACAAAGAGAAAAAGACAGCAACUGGGACAGUUGCUGAAAGUGACCCAAUAGAGGACUUUGAUCCAACUGUAGCAUUAGGUGCAAUAGCUCCACCAGGAGAUGUUUACUGUCUAGGAGAUUUAUGUUUGUAUGUUACUAAACAGCUAAUUUUUAAGAAAACAAAAUAAUGUUAUUCAGAUACUUACUAGGAAUUAAUCCCUCUACACCUAUUUCUGUGUGCUACAUUGUAUGCUUGACAAACAAUAGAUUUCAUACAGAUUAAAAUGCAAUGCUGUUUUGGAA